GUUUGUGAAUAAUGUGAAUCCAUUUGAGAAGUUCAAUGCUGCUUUCUAGACACUGAAUAAAUUUAUGGACUAAAUGAAAUUUGUGUUUGAUGAUCUUCAUUUUUGAGACGGAGCACUGUCUGUAAAAUGAGUCUCUGUGAGAAGAGAGAGAAGGAGGAGGAUGUUCACACACAUAAAGCAGCAUCUCCAGAACCCUGUGUGUCUAUGAAGAGUGACCGAUCCAUGAGAAUACCUCCUAAUCUCAGUGAUGGAGCAGUGACCUCUGACACAUUUGUAGUACAGAGAGAUCAUGUGAUCAGAUCAGUGAUGCCCCGUCUGACCUGCACUGACUCUGACCAUCAGACCCUCAUCAGACAGAGAGUCAAAGACCAGCACAAAACCAGCAUGAAGAACAAGUAUGAGAGCUUAUUUGAGGGAAUCAGACUAGAAAAAAAUCAAACCCUCCUGAACCGGAUCUACACACAGCUUUACAUCAUAGAGGGAGAGAGUGAACGAGUGAAUGAAGAACAUGAGGUUUUACAGAUGGAGAAAAGACCCACAACACAAGACACUCCAAUCUACUGCAAUGACAUCUUUAAACCCUUACGUCAACCAGGACAUGAGGAGAAAGACCAAAUCAAAACUGUUCUUACUAAAGGCAUUGCUGGAAUUGGAAAAACCGUCUCUGUGCAGAAGUUCAUUCUGGACUGGACCGAGGGAAAAGCCAAUCAGGAUGUAGAUUUCAUGUUUGUGCUUCCAUUUCGAGAGCUGAACUUGAUCCGAGAUCAUCAGUACAGUCUUCACAGACUUCUGCUGGACUUUCAUCCUGAACUUCAAGAUCUGAACUCAAAGAUUUAUGAGGAGUGUAAAGUUGUGUUCAUCUUUGAUGGUCUGGAUGAAAGCAGAAUCACACCGAAGUUUUCAGAUGAUCAGAAAGUUUGUGAUGUGAAUAAGUCUUCAUCAGUGGGUGUGUUGAUGUCAAACCUCAUCAGAGGAGAGCUGCUUCCGUCUGCUCUCAUCUGGAUCACCUCCAGACCAGCAGCAGCCAAUCAGAUCCCUUCAAAAUACAUCAACCUUCUGACGGAAAUUCAGGGAUUCACUGAGCCUCAGAAGGAGGAAUAUUUCAGGAAGAGAAUCAGUGAUGAGCAUCAAGCCAGCAGAAUCAUCUCACACAUCAGAAGAGCAAGAAGCCUCCACAUCAUGUGCCACAUCCCCGUCUUCUGCUGGAUCUCAUCCACUGUGCUUCAGAAGCUCCUGGAAGAAGAUCUGAGUGCAGAAAUCCCUCAAACUCUGACUGAAAUGUACAUCCACUUCCUGCUGACUCAGAUCAACAUGAGGAACCAGAAGUAUGAAGACAGAGAUCCAGAGAAACUCCUGCAGGCCAACAGAGAAGUGAUUGUGAAACUUGCUGAACUGGCUUUCAAACAGCUGAUGAAGGGCAAUGUGAUGUUCUAUGAGGAGGACCUGAUUGAGAGCGGCAUAGAUGUCACCGAUGCCUCAGUGCAUUCUGGGAUUUGCACUGAGAUCUUUAAGGAGGAAUCUGUGAUUCAUCAAAGGAAAGUCUACAGCUUCAUUCAUCUGAGCUUUCAGGAGUUUCUAGCUGCUUUCUAUGUGUUUUACUGCUUUUUAGUCAAGAAUAAGGAAUCACUAAAGUUGUUUCUAGAUUAUAUGUGGGUCAGGUUUAAGGAUAACUCUCUGAUUCAGCUACUAAAAGCAGCAGUUAAUAAAUCUUUACAGAGUGAAAAUGGACACCUGAAUCUUUUCCUGCGAUUCCUGCUGGGCGUCUCACUGGAGUCCAAUCAGAGACUCUUGGAGGAUCUACUGACACACACAGUGAACAGCUCAGAUACCAUCAAGAGACUCACACAGCACAUUAAAAGCAAAAUCAAGGGUGAUGAACAUCUCUCAGCUGACAGAUGCAUCAAUCUGUUCCUCUGUCUGCUAGAAAUGAAGGAUCAGACUUUGUACAGAGAGAUCCAGGAGUUUGUGAAAUUAGAGAGUCACUCGAAUCGACUCUCCCCAUCUCACUGCUCAGCAAUCGACUACAUGCUUCAGAUAUCAGAGGAGGUGCUGGAUGAGUUUGAUCUGAAGAAAUACAACACAUCAGAUGAGGGUAGAAGCAGACUGAUACCAGCUGUGGUGAAUUGCAGAAAAGCUCUACUUGCAGGCUGUAAUCUCACUGAUCAGUGCUGUGAAAGUUUGUCUUCAUCUCUACAAUCAUCAAACUCCUCACUGAGAGAGCUGGACCUUAGUAACAAUGACCUGCAGGAUUCAGGAGUGAAGCUUCUCUCUGUUGGACUGAAGAGUCCAAACUGUCAGCUUAACAUAUUGAGAUUAUCUGGCUGUAUGGUGACAGAGGAAGGCUGUUGUUAUCUGGCUUCAGCUCUGAGUUCAAACCCCUCACACCUGAGAGAGCUGGAUCUGAGCUACAAUCACCCAGGACAAUCAUUAGUCAAGCUGCUCUCUGAUCCAAACUACAGACUGGACAAGCUCAAUGUGGAUCAUGGAGCAGGGUUCAGGAUUAAAGCAGGACCACAGAAAUAUGCAUGUGAUCUCACACUGAAUCCAAACACAGCAAACACUCGUCUUGCUCUAUUUGAGAGGAACAGAAAGAUGACACUUGUGUCAGAGAAGCAGCCGUAUCCUGAUCAUCCAGAGAGAUUUGAUGAGCAUCAUCAGAUUCUGUGUAGAGAGAGUCUGUCUGGACACUGUUACUGGGAGACUGAAUGGAGCGGGUUUGCGGUCAAUAUAUCAGUGACAUAUAAAGGAAUCAGCAGGAAAGGGAAUGGUGAUAACUGUCGCUUUGGAUUCAGUGAAAAAUCCUGGAGUCUGAACUGCAUUAAUAACAGAUUCACAGCCAGACACAAGAAUAAGAGAAAAGAAAUAUCUGUCACUUCAAGCUCUAAUAGAGUAGGAGUGUAUCUGGACUGGGCCGUUGGUGUUCUGUCCUUCUACAGUGUCUCUGACACAAACACACUCACACACAUAUACACAUUCAACAGCAGAUUCACUGAACCACUCUAUGCUGGAUUUGGAGUUUAUUCAGAUAGUUGUUUGUCUCUGUGUGAGAUUAAGUAG
This is a messenger RNA of Onychostoma macrolepis, 3057 nucleotides long. RefSeq names its product NACHT, LRR and PYD domains-containing protein 3-like. Bases 127 to 3057 code for a protein of 976 amino acids. The transcript is spliced from 7 exons. Gene Ontology annotation, molecular function: protein binding. NCBI's taxonomy places the organism in Eukaryota, Metazoa, Chordata, Actinopteri, Cypriniformes, Cyprinidae. The record is from RefSeq and is a predicted model, not a curated record.